AAGACCCAGUACCCUGGAAACAGGAGUCCAGAGCAGGCUGUAAUUGUGGGCUUACAGAGAGUGCCAGGAAGGCUUGGAGAGACGUCUGCAUUCCCCACACAGGACAGAUUAAAUUUAUAAGCUUUAAUGAGACUCACAGUUCCUGUGUUCCCGUCUUACUGUCCCACCCUCGGUUGAGAGCCAGCUGCUCCCUGGGAACAACUUCACCAACGAGUGCAACAUCCCAGGUAACUUCAUGUGCAGCAACGGGCGGUGCAUCCCGGGCGCCUGGCAGUGUGAUGGGCUGCCGGACUGCUUCGACAAGAGUGACGAGAAGGAAUGCCCCAAAGCAAAAUCGAAAUGUGGCCCGACUUUCUUCCCCUGUGCCAGCGGCAUCCACUGCAUCAUCGGCCGCUUCCGUUGCAAUGGAUUUGAGGACUGUCCCGAUGGCAGCGACGAGGAGAACUGCACAGCGAACCCUCUGCUCUGCUCGACAGCCCGCUACCACUGCAGGAAUGGCCUGUGCAUUGACAAGAGCUUCAUCUGCGAUGGGCAGAAUAACUGCCAGGACAACAGUGACGAGGAGAGCUGCGAGAGUUCUCUAGAGCCGGGCAGUGGGCAGGUGCUUGUGACCGCGGAGAACCAGCUCCUGUACUACCCCAGCAUCACGUACGCCAUCAUCGGCAGCUCGGUCAUCUUCGUGCUGGUGGUGGCCCUGUUGGCGCUGGUCCUGCAUCACCAGCGGAAGCGAAACAACCUCAUGACUCUGCCCGUGCACCGGCUGCAGCACCCUGUGCUGCUCUCUCGCCUGGUGGUCCUGGACCACCCACACCACUGCAACGUCACCUACAAUGUCAAUAAUGGUGUGCAGUAUGUGGCUACCCAGGCUGAACAAAACGCCUCCGAAGUGGGCUCUCCUCCCUCCUAUUCAGAGGCCCUGCUGGACCAAAGACCUGCGUGGUAUGACCUUCCUCCACCACCCUAUUCAUCCGACACCGAGUCUCUGAACCAAGCUGACCUCCCUCCUUACCGCUCACGGUCAGGAAGUGCCUACAGUGCCAGCUCCCAGGCAGCCAGCAGCCUCCUGAGUGUGGAAGGGAGUGGCCACAGCCCAGAGCAGACUGGCCCUCCAGAGGGCACUGCUGAACCCAGAGACUCUGUGCCCAGUCAGGGCACUGACGAAGUAUAAAAUCCAGCGAUUCCAAAGUCCAUAUGGGUAGAUCCUCUCCAACUUGUUGAAUUCUGUCAGACUGUGCUCAUGGGACACUCUUUGAGCUCAUUUUGAGGAGAUCUCUAGUUGAAGUUUUGGGGUGCCGACUGCACCUUCUCCAGAUUUCAGGGAUGUUCUUUGGAAUGACCUGGCACUCCUCCAGCCACUUAGUUAACAGGAUGCUUUGCCAUCUUUCUCUGUACAGUCACUGUUCCUUCAGGGCCUGUGAUUAACAGACUCAUGCUUCAGAUGACUGUGCUAUUGUUGGUCCAUCCCAGUAGUCUUGGGCAGGCAGCAGGGUGAAGCCAUGUGUAAAUAGUCUUUGGCAGGGUUCUAGGGCCAUGCUGCACAUUCAGGAGGUCAGAAGACAUCAGACCAGAGUUUAUUGAGCUGCCACCUUGUAGAUAUAUUUGGAGGAUUCUUACAAAAGGCAGUUAUUGGAUGGCCACUCCAAGAAGUGUCCAGGAGAAAAUCAAAUCCCACUUUGUACUCCCCUAUGCAUUGAUCCUACUUCAGCAGAGGCCAAAGAAAAACUCUUGACAUGAGCAACAGCUUUCAACUCUCAAAACUCUAGUUUGGUUUUCAGAAACCUCCAACCUGGCCUUAUAAAUUUGCAUAAGAUUUCUCAUCUUGAGAGCUUUCUAUAUGUGCAGAUCCUCUGCAGCAUCCCUGAAUAAGUUGGAAACCCUUGCCAUGUGGUUUUAGCGCCUGAUGUGUAGGUUAACAGAGUCUGGUCCUGCCUUGGCCCCAUAACUCUUUUCCUGCCUUCUGGAUUGUCCGCUUCCAAGAUGACCUGCCAUAGCUAAGGAUAAGGACCCAAAUUACGUUGGCCAAAAUCCUGAUCUAACCCUUUGCCCCAGGAAAGCAGGCCCAGCCUGACGUGUUGUUCAUCCAUGCAGCUUCCUUGAUAAGCUUCUAAGUUCCGUCAACACCCAGGAGCCUGUUUUCCAUUUGGACUUAAGGACACAUGUUUUUCCUAAUUUACAUGAGAACCACGUUCAGUGCCACCCGUGAGAACUCUCAGGUCCCUGUACCACACACACAGCCCCCAGGAACAGUGCACCAAGUCAGGGUUAGGGUUAGAGGGAGGGUCAGGCUGGCCAGACUUCUGGCAGUUUCUCCUGAGAGAAGCGAGCAAUAGAUAACUUGGAGUCAAGAUUUCCCAUUGGAUUUUUUUUUUUAAAGUCUCUUAGAAAUGCAUUUGAAACAGUGUGUUUGUUUUUUCCCUUCUAGUUAAGGGACUAUUUAUGUGUGUAUAGGAAAGCUAUCUCUUUGGUUUUCUUGUUUCUCUUUUGAUGAGGCCCAAAGAAAGAUGCAAAAAGAAAUGCAGCCUUUCCCCAGCCCUAUCCCAUAAUGUCACCUCAGACUCACAUACACACCAAGCAUCUGCACUGGGGCAUCCUGGAGUCACUAUUUAUUGAGCUACUGAAACGCGCAGAGGCAAGUCCUCCAUCCAUUUUCUGUAUGUUUGGAUUACCUUUCCUCUCUCUCAAUGUCCAGCCAGCCCUAGUGCAUGCUGCCACCACGCACCCCAGCCAACCAGGCAGUGAUGGGUAAACCAUACUAACUAGGGACAAAACUGGAACCAGAUGGUGCCACCUCAGGCAGCCGCCACCCAUUCAAAGCAUUUUCCCAUGAAAAGCUAACGAAAGUUUCACUAACCUGUUGGAUGCUAAUUAAAAGGGAACCUGCAGGGAGCAGGGAUGAAGUGGCCUUCCGUGAUGCUGGACUGACUUCCUUUUUAACCAAAUCCAAACUAGACUGCAGGAAAGAUAGCUAGCCACGUGGGGUUUGGUUUGGUUUUAGUUUUGUGUAAAUAAGCCUAGAUGUUUGUUUCUUUCAUUUUAAAAAAUAGAACUUGAGUUGUUUUAUUUGUGGGGUGUGUGUGUGUGUGUGUGUGUGUGUGUGUGUAACCCAAUGAAGAAAGAACCUGGGUGGCAGACAGCUUUUCUGGCUGCACAUCUCAUCCCAGUGAGUCAGUGUGGCUCUUCCUCCCUCUGAUGAGCCCCUGCUUCUUUUUGGUGCUAUGAAAGUUGUCUGGAGGAAAGGAUUCUAGUUUUAAUUAAUUGUGCAGUGAGCUAAUCUCCUGAGCUUUUCUGCUUCAAGGCAUUUUAGGAAAGACAAAUGGUUUUAGUAGAUAAGGAAAGCCUAUUAAUGUUGGUUUUUUUGUUUUGUUUUGUUUUUGUUUCCAAACAAACACAGGAACAUUUUUUACUAUAGAUUUGGUUUUUAAUGGAUUUUUAAAAAUAAUAAUGAUAAAUAAGAUAGCAAAGCUCUGGGACUUGGGGUUUUUUUCCCCCUAUUUUUUUUUCAAGAUAUCAAGUAAGUGGCUAGCAAUAUUUUUUUUAAAUUCAUUCCAGUCAGGAUUUUUUAAAUACUAUAUUGCCUAAUUCACACCAGCCAGAAAAAUGCCUCUCCUCCAUUGUCUCUCCUCCAGUGAGGUCAGCACUUCAUUUUGACACUACACUCGAUUCACUGUGGUUGGAACUCACUGCCUAACUUAACUCCUUCUACCUUGUAAUUGAUGAUUUUUUUGAAAUGCAACUAAGAUAUUAAUAAAUAGCGUGUGAUUAUUCAAAGUUAUAUAAACUGGAAGAUUGUAUGUGGUUGCUUUUUGGUUUUUGGUUUGUUUUUUUUAAUUGGCCCUUUUUUUAAUUUUUAUAUUCUCAAAUAAACUUGCAGUUUCAUUCUUUC
Apodemus sylvaticus (European woodmouse) is the source of this 3883-nucleotide messenger RNA. RefSeq names its product low density lipoprotein receptor class A domain containing 3 (gene Ldlrad3). Gene Ontology annotation, molecular function: protein binding. Gene Ontology annotation, biological process: receptor-mediated endocytosis. The transcript is spliced from 6 exons. NCBI's taxonomy places the organism in Eukaryota, Metazoa, Chordata, Mammalia, Rodentia, Muridae. The record is from RefSeq and is a predicted model, not a curated record. Gene Ontology annotation, cellular component: plasma membrane. Bases 236 to 1168 code for a protein of 310 amino acids.